Molecule: messenger RNA, 1908 nt
Organism: Capsicum annuum
Lineage: Eukaryota; Viridiplantae; Streptophyta; Magnoliopsida; Solanales; Solanaceae
Product: 4-hydroxyphenylpyruvate dioxygenase
Exons: 3
Coding region: 326-1651 (441 amino acids)
Biological process (GO): L-tyrosine catabolic process
Molecular function (GO): 4-hydroxyphenylpyruvate dioxygenase activity
Source: RefSeq, a predicted model, not a curated record
GAAAAAAAAAUUAGACCAAAUAGGCUAUAACAUUACAUACACCUGUAAGGCGGUAAAAUUUAAGAGGCAUAUGAACCAACCUAAUUAAAAUAAUUGGAAGAAACGUAUGAAACUAUUCAUGUAGACGUGUCAACACUAUCUAAUUCCACUACCAAAAUCCCUCACUUCAAAUUCUGCCAAUAAAUAAAUAAAAUAUAGUAGUAAUACCAUUUCUGUUCACUUCUCUUCUACUUAACAUUUCUGUCAAGAAAAAAAAUCGUCCAAAAAUUUGCUCAGUUCUCUGGUCUAAAAUACCAGUGUAUACCUUGUACCACACAAACAAGCCAUGGGCAAAGAAACUCUCACCACCACAACCACCACUAUCGAUACUGGCGCUACUUUCAAGCUAGUGGGAUUCAAAAAUUUCAUCCGUGCUAAUCCCCGUUCAGAUUUCUUCUCCGUUAAACGUUUCCAUCACAUUGAAUUUUGGUGCGGCGAUGCUACCAAUACAGCUCGCCGUUUUUCUUGGUCUCUUGGUAUUCCAAUUGCAGCAAAAUCUGACCUCUCAACUGGAAACUCCGUUCAUGCUUCUUAUCUCCUCCGUCCCGUUUUGGGCGCUCUUCAGUUCGUCUUCACUGCUCCGUAUUCAUCGUCUAUCUCAACGCCGUCAUCUGCAGCCAUCCCCAGUUUCUCUAACUCUGCUCACCAGGAUUUCACAGCAGCUCAUGGACUUGGCGUUCGUGCCGUUGCUUUGGAAGUGGAAAAUGCUUACGCGGCGUUCUCCGCCAGUGUUUCCCGUGGGGCGAAACCCCGUUUAGAACCUGUAACAAUUGAUGAACGCGUGGCUGUGGCUGAAGUUCACCUGUAUGGCGACGUCGUUUUGCGGUUUGUAAGCUAUCUUAGAGAUGCGGACAGCCUCAUUUUCCUCCCAGGUUUCGAGGCCAUGGAUGAAGCAGCAUCCUUCAAGGAAUUGGAUUAUGGGAUUCGCCGGCUGGAUCACGCCGUUGGGAAUGUGCCGGAGCUAGGUCCUGUAGUGGAUUACAUCAAGGGUUUUACAGGGUUUCAUGAAUUCGCUGAGUUCACAGCUGAAGAUGUUGGGACUGCUGAGAGCGGGUUGAACUCGGUGGUGUUGGCAAACAAUGACGAAACUGUUCUUCUUCCGUUGAAUGAGCCGGUGUAUGGAACCAAAAGGAAAAGUCAAAUUCAGACCUAUUUAGAGCAUAAUGAAGGUGCAGGACUGCAACAUUUAGCAUUGGUUACAGAGGAUAUAUUCAGAACUUUGAAGGAAAUGAAGAAAAGGAGUGGAGUUGGGGGAUUUGAAUUCAUGCCUUCACCUCCGCCUACUUAUUAUAAAAAUUUGAAGAGUAGGGCAGGGGAUAUAUUCAGUGAUGAGCAAAUCCAGGCGUGUGAAGAGUUGGGAAUCUUGGUGGACAGGGAUGAUCAGGGGACUCUGCUUCAGAUAUUUACCAAGCCUGUGGGAGACAGACCAACAAUAUUUAUUGAAAUAAUUCAGAGAAUCGGUUGCAUGCUCAAGGAUGAAAAUGGACAAUUUUAUCAGAAGGGCGGUUGUGGAGGCUUCGGAAAGGGAAAUUUCUCAGAGCUCUUUAGAUCAAUCGAGGAAUAUGAGAAGAUGCUUGAAGCCAAAAAUGUUAAUCAAGUAGCUGCUUCUUGAACGUAUAAGAAUUAGAUUUCUUUAUCCCCAGUUCAAUUGAAAUUGGACAGGGGCAUCUAAGCUUCCAUUUGAUGUCUCUAUUAUUAAUGAAAUAUAGCUUGUGUAUAAGUUUAUGUGAGGUGCUAGUAUGUAAAGAGUCAAUAAAGCAUGGAAGGACCAAAAAUCAAGUAACUUAAGUGUAAGGGGAUAUGAUUGUACCAGUGGAUUAUGUAUAAUAUUGAUCACAAGUUCUGUAAGGGAAGGUAAUCUUUUUCCAA